AUGCCAGCUCAAAGCACCAACGCGUCCCUGGGCUCAUUGCCAAAUGAGCUCAAACGCAUGAUUGCGGGCUUCGUCCACACCAACGAGAUUUCCAACUGCAGCAGCUCCUCGGUGGGCCAACUGUCGCUCGUCAAUCGCUGCUUUCGGGCUCUGACCGUCGAGUUCGUGUUCGGAAGAAUUGAGAUACAGACGACAGAGGACCGCCUCCAUCACCGCGUGAAGGCCAUCGCCAAGAGAGAGGUGAUCAAGAAAAACGUCAGGUUCUUGACCCUUACUGUUGAUUCCUCCAAGCAGAGUGGAUUCACACUCCCCCCUCAAGUCCCAGCUCAAAUUGCUGCGGUUUGCAAACAGAUGGUGAAGCUCGAAGAGAUGAUGCUAAUGCUGUUGCUGCCUGGAUCUGGCCCUACGUCGCUGGCUGGUCGCCUCCGCCAUCAGCUCCGGUUCCAAAACGUCCGCCUUCCAAAGGUUAAGGCUCUCGUCAUUUGCGCAGUUGUAACGUCUGUCACGUUCAUUCCGGGCGUGUUCCCCAACCUCGAGACCUUGUCUCUGGACGUACACGUGGCGUUCGACCAGAUACCCGAGCUGCUCGAAGUCGGCAACGCCCUAACGAACCUCACUACCUUGCGCGUCGCGAAGCAAGCUUGGUCAGAGGCUGACCUCCCACUCCUUGCCCGUGCUAGCCCGAAGAUCAAGUACCUCCUUUUGGAGGGCGGACUCGACAACGUGGCUGUUUCAAUCCUGGCUCCAAAUUUUAGACGGUUCAAAGAGUUAAGCUGCUUGGUCUUGACCACGGAGCAAGAUUGCGGAGUUCCAGAUAGCGCUAGUCUUGACGACGAGGAGUGCGAAAUGGCAAACAUGUUCGAAGUUGAGAACCAUCCGCUCAACGAGGAGCACGAAGAUAAUGCUCGAGGCCUGGCUCAAAACUGCCCGAAGCUGCUCGAAGUGACCUUGAUCAGGCAAUGGUAUGCUCAGCGUUUUGGUGUCGAACUAAGAUUCCCCAAUAUCACCAGGCCUGAUGUGUACGUCAUCUCGAUCUAUGGUCCGGAUGACACCCAGCCCGAAUACUGGAAAGCCGGUGUAUGGCCGAGGACCACCAACCUGUGCUAG
This is a messenger RNA of Colletotrichum orchidophilum, 1107 nucleotides long. RefSeq names its product F-box domain-containing protein. Lineage: Eukaryota; Fungi; Ascomycota; Sordariomycetes; Glomerellales; Glomerellaceae. The coding region runs from base 1 to 1107 and encodes 368 amino acids. The transcript has 3 exons. The record is from RefSeq and is a predicted model, not a curated record.